AUGCAGAACCUCGUCAUGUGGCGUGGUGUUCAUGUGGGGUCACACGAGGAAGCGCGCCACAGACGAUGCAGGGUCGACCGCCGCAUGCCUGCACUGCCGUCGGCAGCCGAACUGGUUCCCGGCAGGCAAGGGCUGAGGAGCUUGGGCCACCACCCCGCCAAGCAAUCUGGCUUCGAAUAUCACGAUGUCAACCGAACCUACAACGAUGUAGCCCAGGCCUUGUCGCAGUAUCCAUCUCUCUCUCCGCGAACCGAUGUCCACACAUUCCCCGACGGCAACUCUGCCUUGCUUCUCCACCUCUCGGGCACAAUACCGGUCCUCUUCCGCGGCGCAACCUACCGAUUCCCGAUCUCGAUAUGGGUUCCGCACGCCUACCCACGCGAGCCCCCCCUGGCCUACGUGACCCCGACCGAGACCAUGGUGGUCCGUCCUGGGCAGCACGUUGAUCCACAGGGCCAGGUCUAUCACCCCUACGUGGUGGAUUCGCCAACAUUCUGGGAUUAUAUCUUUGCCAAGGAGCCACCGGUUGUUGCCCGCCAACAGGGGCCGCCUCCUCCCGCCCGACAAAUGAACACACCACCUCCCGUACCUCCGCUGCCUCCGGACCUCGCCCCGAGGCCUACAAGUCGAGUACAAUCCGCGGCACCCGACGAUGCGCGACCGCCUCCACCCCCCCCAAAACCGGGGCCCCAGACCGCGGCCCAUAUCGCGCCUCGGCCACAACCCUCCCCGGCCCCGGUUCAGCAAGCAGGCCCCCCAGUUCCUUCCCCUCCACCAAAGGUUGGUGGGCAGCCAAGUCACCAUGCGCCGAACGGGCGACCAAUGUCGCAUCGUGAGCCCGCGAGAGCUGGCCCUUCGCGUUACGAGACAGCUCCUCCCCUGCCGCCGCAAGCAUCACGACCUUCACCGGCGCAGAAAGGCCCGCUACCUGCUCCUGCCCAGAACCCUCAGAUUCAACAUCCCCCUCCUUCUCACCCUCCGCAGUAUCAAGGGCCUCCACCAGCGGGCUUUUCCCCGGGCUCGCAACAGCCCCUCCCGCCCGUGGAUCCCCGGCACAUGGCGAACCUCACACACCCCCAACAGUACAGCACCCCUCCGCCAACAUGGCAACAACCGCCGCCUCCCGUGCAACCCCAGCCAAAACCAAAACCACCACCGCCUCCCGACCUAAUGGACGACGACCUCACGCUCUCCAUCCCCUCCCCCUCCGCCGUCCCCGCCCCACCAAUCCCCCCGAACCCCGAAAAAGACCACCUCCUCCACCAGCUCGCCCAAACCCUCUACAUGCACCGCCAAAAAGCGCUCUCCCAAAACGCCACCUCCCUCCAAGGCCUCCACGCCCAGCGCGCCGCCAUGCAGCAGGCCUUAGCCAUCAUCCAAGCCGAGUCCGCCCAACUGACCCAGCUCACAGCGCUCCUCACCUCCAACACCGCCAUCCUGCAGGACUCACUACGACAGGCGGACGGGGUGAUCGAGAACUCGGCGAGCCACCCGGAGCCGGACAUCGACGAGCUGCUGGUGGCGCCAACCGUGGUGGGCAACCAGCUGUACGAGCUGGUGGCCGAGGAGCGGGCGCUGGCCGACGCCAUCUUCGUGCUGGGCCGCGCGGUGGAGCGCGGCCGGAUCGCGCCGCAGACGUUUGCCAAGAUGACGCGCGGGCUGGCGCGGGAGUGGUACCUGAAGAAGGCGUUGGUGAGGAAGAUUGGGCGGGGGAUGGGCUUGGCGGAGGGCUGA
Chaetomium globosum CBS 148.51 is the source of this 1734-nucleotide messenger RNA. RefSeq lists its product as uncharacterized. Gene Ontology annotation, biological process: protein modification process; protein transport; endosome to lysosome transport. The record is from RefSeq and is a predicted model, not a curated record. The transcript is spliced from 4 exons. NCBI's taxonomy places the organism in Eukaryota, Fungi, Ascomycota, Sordariomycetes, Sordariales, Chaetomiaceae. The coding region runs from base 1 to 1734 and encodes 577 amino acids. Gene Ontology annotation, cellular component: ESCRT I complex. Gene Ontology annotation, molecular function: ubiquitin binding.